CUUUUCUCAACCAUUUUCUGAUACAAAGCAAAUAAAGUCAAUUCGAGUUUUGUUUAUGUUUUUUCAAAGUGUGCAAAUUGCAAAGAGAAUAUAUCAAAAUAAAAUGUGUAGACUUCGGGUGAAAUUGGAGAAAUGAUAGUUGCCAUUAAAGACGGUAGUUUUGUUUUUUUUCAACGACCUUCACAGUGGAUUUUCACUUUUAAUUCGUGCAUUGCAUUGUAUGUAUCGAAUAUAUUGUACCAGAGUCAGACCAGAGUUAAAUAGCAGGAAUUGUUUGAAAAUUUUUUGUGUUUAUUGUCGCGCAUGAGAAUGGCAACGCCGAAACAGGAGAGUGUCGAUGCAGAUGAAUUGGCAGCAGAAAUAGAAAAUCGCAUGCAGGAACAUGACGCAUACGAAAACGUUGAUUACAAAUGGGGCAAGGAUGACUUUGAGCUGGGCGCUCCGUUGGGACGUGGAAAAUUUGGCCGUGUAUAUGUCGCACGUGAAAAGCAAACUCAUUUUAUGGUCGCAAUGAAAGUACUGUUUAAGUCGGAAAUUAUCAAAAAUCACCUCGAAAAGACCAUUGCACACGAAAUUGAAAUUCAAUCUCGGCUACGACAUCCAAAUAUCUUGCGUCUAUAUACGUAUUUUUAUGAUGACUCACGAAUUUAUCUCGCACUGGAAAUGGCAUCGCAAGGUGAACUGUAUGGACACUUGCAAAUGGCACCAAAUGGACGAUUUUGUGAAGAACGUUCGGGUCGAUACACGUAUCAAGUUGCAAACGCUCUUCAUUAUUGUCAUCUAAACAAUGUCAUUCAUCGUGAUUUAAAGCCGGAAAAUAUUUUGUUGUCUGUCGGCGAUCAGGUUAAAUUAUCCGAUUUUGGCUGGUCUAUUCACACGUCCUCAAAUGCACGAAAGACAAUGUGUGGCACAUUGGAUUAUUUACCACCAGAAAUGAUUGAAGGUCGAACGUACGACGAUUCAAUUGAUCAAUGGUGUUUGGGAAUUUUGUGCUACGAAUUUCUAGUCGGGAAACCACCAUUCGAAUCGAAGGAUCAAGCGCACACCUAUGAAAAAAUUCGGAAGCUGAACAUCGAAUAUCCAUCUUACAUCUCGAUUGGGGCACGCGACUUAGUCAGUGGUUUGAUUCGAAAACGCGAUCGUACAACACUAGUCAACGUUAUGAAGCAUCCCUGGAUAAGACUACACAAAGAUGCAGAUUGGAAGAGCAUAGAAAAAUAAUAUGGUUCACAUGCCAUUACCACUUUCAAUUGGUUUACGUUGCAUUCGAAGAGAAUCAUUUGGUUGGCUCUAGCCUGUAAAUUUAAGGUCUUUUGUAAAAUAAUCGAUUGUCAGAGCUCUCAAGUAAUUAAUAAAUUCCCACCGGGAGUUUGUAUAUAA
This is a messenger RNA of Contarinia nasturtii (swede midge), 1380 nucleotides long. Its product is annotated as aurora kinase B-like. The coding region runs from base 304 to 1221 and encodes 305 amino acids. The record is from RefSeq and is a predicted model, not a curated record. Gene Ontology annotation, biological process: mitotic spindle organization; regulation of cytokinesis; protein phosphorylation. Lineage: Eukaryota; Metazoa; Arthropoda; Insecta; Diptera; Cecidomyiidae. Gene Ontology annotation, molecular function: protein kinase activity; ATP binding. Gene Ontology annotation, cellular component: chromosome passenger complex; spindle pole centrosome; spindle midzone. The transcript has 6 exons.